AUGCCGCCGCCCGCCCCCACCCUCGACCUCACUCUCAUCGUGGCUGCGACCCGCACCAUGGGCAUCGGCCGCAACGGCACUCUCCCCUGGACGGGCCUCAAGCGCGAGAUGGCGUACUUUGCCCGCGUCACCAAAAGGCCUGCCGGCCUCGGCCCCCGCCCCACGGCCCUCAACGCCGUCAUCAUGGGCCGCAAAGACGUGGGAGGAGCAUCCCCGCCGCGCUUCCGGCCGCUUAAGGGGCGGCUCAACGUCGUCAUCAGCAGGUCCGCCGCUCCCUGCUGUUUGCCGGGUGCCGCGCAGGAGGUGGACAUCGAGAAGGACGCCGUCAAGGUGGCGUCACUGGAGGAGGCGUUUGAGUGUGACGCCUUCUUCCCGCUGAAGCUGGGACAGGCGGAGGGGUGGGUGAAGAGGGACAAGGGGGAGCUGGAUGCUUGGGUUGGAGAGGAGGUGGACGCUGGAGAGCAGGAGGAGAAUGGGACGCGAUAUGAGUUCCAGAUGUGGGAGAAAGAGGAUCAAGCUUAG
Molecule: messenger RNA, 522 nt
Organism: Verticillium alfalfae VaMs.102
Lineage: Eukaryota; Fungi; Ascomycota; Sordariomycetes; Glomerellales; Plectosphaerellaceae
Product: dihydrofolate reductase
Exons: 2
Coding region: 1-522 (173 amino acids)
Biological process (GO): glycine biosynthetic process; folic acid metabolic process; dihydrofolate metabolic process
Cellular component (GO): mitochondrion
Molecular function (GO): dihydrofolate reductase activity; NADP binding
Source: RefSeq, a predicted model, not a curated record